Messenger RNA from Lasiosphaeria miniovina, 336 nucleotides. RefSeq lists its product as uncharacterized. Bases 52 to 222 code for a protein of 56 amino acids. The transcript has a single exon. NCBI's taxonomy places the organism in Eukaryota, Fungi, Ascomycota, Sordariomycetes, Sordariales, Lasiosphaeriaceae. The record is from RefSeq and is a predicted model, not a curated record.
UCGAAAAACCCAGAUGUUAUCUUUAUAUUCUAUACUUUGGAGGCAAGGAGGAUGCAAUCUAUAAAUGAAAAAUUCGUAAGCGGACGAAAUCAACCCUACCUAUUAGGGUUUCUAUAUAGAAAUUUUUACAGACUAGUUGGAAUAAUUACGGACUAUAUUAGUACAGAAUCGCCUAUCUCGCACAAGUACUUAAAUCAUGGAGCAUUGAUAGAAUUAAUAUGAACGAUUACUCCUGCAAUAAUUUCAAUAUUAAUAGCUUUCCCUUCCUUUAAUUCAUCAUACUUGAUGGAUGAAAUUUCGGACCCUUCCGUGUCAGUUUUAGCGGAAGGUGAUCAA